Molecule: messenger RNA, 300 nt
Organism: Knipowitschia caucasica
Lineage: Eukaryota; Metazoa; Chordata; Actinopteri; Gobiiformes; Gobiidae
Source: the annotation of a GenBank genome assembly
AUGUGGAAGCACCAGAGGAAAACCAAGUCCAAACCAUGUGGAAGCACCAGAGGAAAACCAAGUCCAAACCAUGUGGAAGCACCAGAGGAAAACCAAGUCCAAACUAUGUGGAAGCACCAGAGUAAAACCAAGUCCAAACCAUGUGGAAGCACCAGAGGAAAACCAAGUCCAAACCAUGUGGAAGCACCAGAGGAAAACCAAGUCCAAACCAUGUGGAAGCACCAGAGGAAAACCAAGUCCAAACCAUGUGGAAGCACCAGAGGAAAACCAAGUCCAAACCAUGUGGAAGCACCAGAGUAA